AUGAGUCCUGGUCAAAGCAAACUGCCGUCAGAUUCGAUCAAAGUAGUCCCUGGGAGGAGUAAACUGCGGGUUGAAUCUUCAAACCCAGUUGCUAGAGGGAAUCCAGUACCUAGACCUUCCAAGGUGAAGCCCAUCGCACCAGAGGAAGCUAUAAAACUACAUUCUGGUGUCAGUCAAGUGCGGUUCCCUCCUCCACCUUCUGAAUCAUCAAGACCUUAUAAGUAUUCUCGUCCAAGUUUUGAAUCAAGACUUAAGCCUGUUCCUGCAACUUUUGGAUCACAAAGACGUCAGCCUUCUCGUGCAACUUUCGAAUCAUCAAGACGUGAGCCUGUUCGUCCACCUUUCGAAUCAUCAAGACCUAAGCCUGUUCCUGCAACUUUUGAAUCACAAAGACCUAAGCCUGCUCGUGCUACUUUUGAAGCACCAAGAAAUGUCCCGGCUCGUCCAAAUUUUAAACCACCAAGACCUGUCCCACCUCGUCAAACUUCUAAACCACCAGAACCUGUCCCGGCUCGUCCUGCACCAUGUCUCAGAAAAGAAAUUGUUUGUGGUCUUCGAGCUGCUUCGAGUAUGGAUACAACAACAGUGAGAAAGAGAUCCAAUCCAAGAAGUCUCCAUCAACCUAGGGAGGUUGAGCUUCCUCCUAGUCCAAGUGCUUUGCAGAUUCCUUCAAGAGUGGAGCUUCCUCCUAGUCCAAGUUCUUUGCAGAUUCCUUCAAGAGUUCAAAGACGAGCUACUACUGAUGCAAUGACGCAUACAAUAGAAGAGACAGUUGUGGAAGUAAGUGACAAAGCCAAAGAUCAUGGUUCCAAGGAGACAUGUCGAUCAACUUCUGAAGAAAGGAUUUCAGAGCUACUUCUGUAUCGACCAGCUUUGCUCCCUACUUGGAAGGGACGCAUUGUGGAUUCCGCCACGCUUUUUCCUGAGUUUGACUGCCAGUUUCGGGCUAAUCCAUCGUCCUAUAUAAGCAGGAAAGCACUGAGACUUUCAAUGGCGAUGCCUAUAUUUCUCGAGGUGGAAGUGGUUCCCACAGGCCAUAUUCUGAAUAAUGUGUUUGGCAGAAUCCCAAGGCUCUCAGAUGUGCAACUCUACUUUUUCUCAGAUGACAAGGAAACAGAAAGGUCUAAAAGGGAACAUGCUCAUCUGUUUGAGGCCAUGGCGACUCGCAAAGCCAUGAUCAAAGCUAGUGUGAACGGCACAGAGUUGUUGAUAUUCUCCUCAAAACUAUUGGACAAGACCUCCCAGUUUUUCAUCAAGAAGCAGACUAAAACAGAAAACUAUCUUUGGGGUUUCUUUCUCCAUAACAAAAAUUUACGAGCACAUGUUCCAGGAACUUGUAAUCAAGAUGAUAGUAGUGUUGUUGACAUGGACAUAGACCCUCAAGACCAGCCAAUUGCAGAAUCACAAAUCACUCCCUCGAGCUUACUUGGGAAGAUAUGGACACCACCCUCCUCAAGGCCUUAUGGAUCAUCUGGAGAAAGACCGUCUUGCAGCUAGAUAACCAUCUUUCAGCUUUGAAGUAUAGUCACAGUGAGACAGCUAGCUUAGAUAGUAGAGGUACAUAUCUCGGUUUAGCAAUUUGACCUCUUAUAGAGAGAAAUUUUGACAGAUCUUUUGAGUGUUUGUUGUCACCACAGACUCUUCUUUUUUGUGAAGCAAAUAUUAAAGUGUUGUAACCAAACUUAACCAGAGAUCGUAAAGA
Molecule: messenger RNA, 1702 nt
Organism: Raphanus sativus (radish)
Lineage: Eukaryota; Viridiplantae; Streptophyta; Magnoliopsida; Brassicales; Brassicaceae
Exons: 5
Coding region: 1-1497 (498 amino acids)
Source: RefSeq, a predicted model, not a curated record